This is a messenger RNA of Neocloeon triangulifer, 931 nucleotides long. RefSeq lists its product as uncharacterized. The coding region runs from base 109 to 555 and encodes 148 amino acids. Lineage: Eukaryota; Metazoa; Arthropoda; Insecta; Ephemeroptera; Baetidae. The record is from RefSeq and is a predicted model, not a curated record. The transcript is spliced from 3 exons.
AGCAUAUUAUAUAUUUUGCCUUCCUUUCCGCAGUACCCGCAGUAGUAGCCCCUUCGAGAAGAUCGCACCGUCGACCCUCCUGAGUGUCAAAGGCAUUCUCUUACAGCCAUGAAUCACCUGCUGAUGUACCUGCCCAACCUCACUAACCAGGGCAGUUAUUACAACUGUGAGGACAACCGCAAUGAUCGCAUCAUCUGGGGCCCAAAGAAGUCUAGCCUUAAAGCAAUUGAUUGCAGCGGUCAAUAUUCCUCCAGUCUGCCUCUCGAGACUCCAUCCUGUGCCUCGUCACCUAAAAUGUCAGGAAAUGUUCCAAGUGAUCUUCAGUCACUGAGCAGCAGCAGUGUUGGUUGGAGCGACCCACCUUCCUUUGUGUCCUCGACUAGACCUUCGUUCUCCAGCGGCUCCUCCAACUCGUACUUUGUCAGACGCAAAAAGUCACGUUCGAAGAGUGAGAGAAAAGUGACGGGUUUAUACAAAUAUUUUAUCGAAGCGGUUCCUACAAAGAUUCAACCAGGCAUGUUUCCUCCAAACCAGUGGGUACCCUUACAACAAUGAAAAAACAAUUCACCCUUGCCAACAUUAUGUAUAUAAAUUUUGUACAAAUAAAUUGUAGUUUAUUAUCUAAUUGUUAUAAAUUAAAUAAAGAUGAAUUUUAUUGAUCCAACAUGUUAAUCAUAAUAUAUUAUCGUAUUUUUGUUUGCAAAGGAGUCUAGGUAGUUGGGAAGAAAACAACAAAUCAUUGAAAAUUAAAUCUUCUUGAAAUUUCUGUUUCAUUAGGAAUACAAAUGUAAAUCAAUUUUCUUCUGUUACUGUCACAAAAUAAAUUAUUGAAUAGCGUCUGAGAUCUCACUCAAAUAUUUUGUAUAAAAUCAGUUCAUUAUCAAAAUACAAAUAUCAGCAGUCUGAAAAAUAAAAAUUAUUAUGCACACAG